Messenger RNA from Neocloeon triangulifer, 3249 nucleotides. It is a transcript of the gene Cnot4, whose product is annotated as CCR4-NOT transcription complex subunit 4. The coding region runs from base 295 to 2394 and encodes 699 amino acids. NCBI's taxonomy places the organism in Eukaryota, Metazoa, Arthropoda, Insecta, Ephemeroptera, Baetidae. Gene Ontology annotation, biological process: protein ubiquitination. The record is from RefSeq and is a predicted model, not a curated record. Gene Ontology annotation, cellular component: CCR4-NOT complex. The transcript has 11 exons. Gene Ontology annotation, molecular function: metal ion binding; RNA binding; ubiquitin-protein transferase activity.
AUCGCCUAUUGUUGAACCAACAUGGCAGAUUUUGACAGUCUGAUCGCAGUGAACUCAAUUUAAUUUCGCUGAUUAAGACGCUGAAAACUGACUGAUCGCGGCUCGAAUUCGCUUUAGCUAAUUCUCUUGCGAAUAAACAGCGUCCGGACUUUGAUUGGAGCCGCUGAAAACGCGAAUCUGUCGCUGGCCAAGCGCACGACGACGGUUCGAAAUUUGCGACUGACGUUCUUGGACUGCGCGAGACUGCAAUCUUCUAAAAUUCAAAUUAAUCUAACGCUUUCUCUACUGCCAAAAAUGUCGGUGCUGAAUCAGUGCGGUGAUGAGCCUGCCGAGUGUCCUCUCUGCAUGGAGCACUUGGAAGUGGAUGACCUCAACUUUUUCCCUUGCACCUGUGGAUAUCAGAUUUGCCGUUUUUGUUGGCAUCGCAUCAGGACCGAUGAGAACGGACUGUGCCCUGCCUGCCGAAAGGCCUACCCUGAGAACCCUGCUGACUUCCGGCCACUCUCCACUGCCGAGAUCCAGAAGAUCAAGGUGGAGAAGCGGCAGAAGGACCAGCAGCGCAAGCAGAAAGUGACUGAGUCUCGACAGCACCUGGCUUCCGUAAGGGUCGUCCAGCGGAACUUGGUCUUUGUGGUGGGCCUGCCGCCCAGACUUGCCGAUGGGGACAUUUUAAAGAAGCAUGAAUAUUUCGGCAAAUUCGGCAAGAUCCUAAAAGUGGUCAUCAACCCUUGCAAUUCUUAUGCUGGUGUACAGGGUCCAAGUGCAAGUGCGUACGUGACUUAUGUGAAGAGAGAAGAUUCUUUAAGGGCUAUAGCUGCAGUGAAUAACAUUUCAGUUGAUGGGAGGCUUUUGAAGGCCUCUUUAGGAACAACAAAAUACUGUUCCAACUUUUUGAAAAACCAGGCUUGUCCGAAGCCAGAAUGCAUGUACCUUCAUGAAUUAGGAGAUGCUGAAGCCAGUUUCACUAAGGAUGAUAUGCAACAAGGCAAACAUCAAGAGUAUGAAAGAAAACUACAUGAACAAUUGCAAAACCAAACAAAAGAGCCCAUAUCCAAUGAUAAUCACACGCCUUCUAUACACAAUUUGGACGUGAACAUUAGCAGCAACAACAACAAUAACAAGGACACUUGGCCAUUACUACAAGAUGAUCAGGAACGCUCUUCCUCCAGUUCUAGCUCACCUGCACCUCCCUCGGAAACACCAAAGUUGGAUGAAAUUACGGAUAAUUUUAAUGGGCAAAGGAAAAAGGAUGAUCGGAAAAUUCGAGAUAGUUACAGUCAAAGCAAAGAGUUGUCUCCAGUACAUCAACAAGCACCGUCACCGUCUUCUUCAACUUCUUCUCUUUCUGGUGGGCCGACAUCUUCGACUAUGCAACAAUCUCAAUCUCUAUCAUCCAGUUCAAGUUCUAUUUCUGAAGAUGUAUUACAAUCAAAUGCCUCAGAAACACAAGUUGCCUUGGAAGAAAUUCAAAAUCAAGCAGGAAAUUCGUACUUCUCUUCAAGCCAGUUUGAUUUCAAUAGCCAGCAUAAAAAAGGCAUUCAGAAAGAGGCGCAGGGAGGAAUGAUGCAAGAAAAUCUGAUGCCCUUGUUAAACUCCUUUGACUGGCAGUCCGCAUUUGGAUUCGGCAAGAAGCCUGAAGAAAACACCAACAAUAAAGUUCAAGCAACAUCUAAAGAUAUAGAGGAUGAUCUUGGAUUUGAUCCUUUUGCUGAAACGCAAAAAGCUCUCGAAGAGUUGAUCAAAACAGAAAAGCAACAGCAGGUUUUACAGCAGCAGAGGUCUGCACCCCCACAGAUGAACCCGCACUACAGACCCCAUCCGACAAUAGACAUGCACAGGACCACGGCACCACCUCCUGGAUUCGCAAACCAACCAAUGCGACACAAUUUUCAGACACACUUUAACGAAGGCCGGGCGAUGAACAGCUCUCACUUCCAAGCACAGGAAAGCAAAAUUCUUCCCAUCAUGAAUUUGGCGCAGCAUCCGAGUGUGAGCAAAGAUGACAAUUCUUUUAAUAUGGCCCACUGGAGACACAUUUUACCAAACAUUGGCUCUGCAUCUCCUAAUUAUUCAAAUGGAUUGGCACAUAGGCAAAUGCAAGCACAACAGCAAAGAGACUGGCAGAACGAUUGGACGGCUAUGGACCCUGCUAUUGUUGCUGCGAGCGCCAGUAACAGAAUAAUGGUUGACAACAGCUGGAACAAACAGGUGGACCAGAAUAGUUAUUAUCAGCAUUCUAACAAUUCUUUAGGCUGGUCUGGAGUGGUGCCAAAUUUAGCAGCGACCACAGCUCCUCCUCCUGGAUUUUCUCAUCCAUUCAGAAUGGCCACAAGAAGCAACCAGCCGCCUGCAAUGGACUCUGAGCUCAAAUCCUUGUUACACCAGCUGCAUUGAUCGGAUCACUUAAGAAAUUAUUUCUUAAAAUAUUAAAUCAACGAAAUUUAGCAGACUCGAUUUGAGUUUGCCGCUGGUGGUCAAAGUAUCUCUUUUUUUUCUAUUGGCAGCGUCUGUUGCACAAGCACACAUAAAAUCAGUGCUGCUGUUAAUUUUUUUAAAUUUAUAUUAAACAAAAUGUGAUUUGCUUUUAAUGAGCCAGCUUAGUUCUUUGUGAACUUGAAGCUCAUAAUUAAAUUCGAGAUGAGAGAAGUGCAGUUGGACAGAAUCAAGUGCAAUCUCUAGCAGAUUAACAAGUCAUUAGGCAAAAGUUGUGGCUAAUAAAUUUGCAAGUUAAUGCAUUUUGCUCUCUUUAAAACUGAAUCUGCUGAUCUCUCGACAAGUGAUACCAAAAAAAAAACUGUUUAUUUAACCAGAGGGUUUUUUAUUUCUAAUUUGAAGAGAUACUUUUACACCUAAUAUGUCAAAUGAUGUCCCUAAUUGGUCAAAUUUUUAACUCUUUGUCAAAUAAGUGGUAACUUUUCCACUUUUUUCCUUUUUUUCUGAGUUCCGAAUCACACCAGUUAAUCAUCACAAAUAUUGUUAAAAAUUUUAGAUGGAUUCCUGUUAGUCGAGUUGUACCUCCAUUGUUCAUCGAUUACAUGCGCAAGAGCCAGAAGAGAAAUCUGCUCUCAUUUAUUCUUCGAAAGAGUCACUUCGUUUUGGGUUUACUUUUCUCUUUUGUUCUUUUGUUUAAAAUAAUCACAGAUCGCCCUUUUCAAAAUUCUUUAGUUGUAAAAAUCGAAAUUGCUCAAGUGCAUAAAAUCAAUUGGCUCCUUUUUGAAAUCAAGGGUAAUCAAAUAAUUUUGUUUCGCU